Molecule: messenger RNA, 5807 nt
Organism: Polypterus senegalus (gray bichir)
Lineage: Eukaryota; Metazoa; Chordata; Cladistia; Polypteriformes; Polypteridae
Gene: golga2
Product: golgin A2
Exons: 29
Coding region: 134-3283 (1049 amino acids)
Biological process (GO): Golgi organization
Cellular component (GO): Golgi cisterna membrane; cis-Golgi network; Golgi apparatus
Molecular function (GO): protein binding
Source: RefSeq, a predicted model, not a curated record
GUCGUGAGAAGGAGCAGCCGGUUGGCGGGGGCAGGGCAGCCACCUUGCCGAUCCUUCUUUAGUGACGUGUUCCUGAAUCCUGCCUCGCAUCCCGGACCGGACAGGACAGGGCACAGCAGAGCCGCGCCGCAGGAUGGCUGACGAGACAAGGCAAAGCAAGCUGGCUUCGGCAAAGAAAAAGCUGAAGGAAUAUCAACAGAAGAAUACCCCAUUGGUGAAUACUGGAACGAAAAAGAAGAGGAAAGUUAAAGAAGAAAGUGGUCAGGAUUCGUUGAGUAAUGACAGGCACUCUCCAGACAAUAUUAAGGACCUUCUGAAGGUUUUGGUGUCUGAUCUCAGUCAUUCCAAUGGGGUAGCUCUACCUUCAUUGGACCGAAACCAGGCCCACAGUGAUGGUGAAGUGGGCAGCACCUCCAGUGGACCGCUUGCUGAUGACUCUGCUACAUCACUGACUUCUAACACCGCCUCUGUUAUUAACUCUGAAUCUGUAGCCUUGCCACUUCACAAUGAUCCCACCUUGCAGGGCUCUGCACCUGGUGGAGAUUUAAAUGAAAAUUCAGAAGAAAACAAACCACUCUCUUCAACAGAAAGUCUACGCCAGUUGUCUCAACAGCUUAAUGGCUUGCUCUCCCAGUCCUCUUCCCCCUAUAUCAAUGGAGAUAGUGCAAUAAUGCCUACUAAUGAAAAAGAACUUGAGACACGUAACCAGGAGCUGGCAGCUGCCUUAGACUCCAGCACCCUAGAAAACACACAACUCAGUGCAAAGAUAGAUGAAUUGACGAAGCAAACUCAGGACCUUACAGAUCAACUAAGUAAGGAACGCAAGGAUUUUGAACAAAAGUUUAUAAAAGAUCAAGCUGCUAUGCGAGAACAGUUACAGGUGCACAUCCAGACAAUUGGCAUUUUGGUAUCGGACAAGUCUGAGUUGCAAACUGCACUGUCUCACACACAGCAAGCAGCAAGACAAAAAUCAGGUGAAGUAGAGGAACUGAGUAGCAGAUUUCAAGCCAGCAGGCAGCGUGUAGCAGAACUUGAACGUACUUUAUCUUCAGUUUCAUCUCAACAAAAGCAACAUGAGAAGUAUAGUAAAGACCUGGAAAAAGAGAGAGACAGCCUUAAAAUUGAAGUAUACAGGUUAAAUAAAAUAUAUGAAGAAGUGAAACAGGAAAGUUCAGAAUUGUCUGAGCAACUACGAUUGAGACUAUUGGAAAAUUCAACAAUGAAGAUGAACAUUGACGAGUUGAACAAGAAAUUGGAGAUGGCUGAUCUAAUGAUCCAGCAAUUUUCCAGUCAGUCACAAUCUCCAGAUGCCAGUCAGCAACUUCAUAUGGCAAUGGAGGAAAAGAUUCAGUUGGAGUCACAGAUGAGUCAGCUGAUGGAGUCCAUAGAAAAAUUGAAAGCAGAAAGAGACCAGUAUGCAAUGCAAAUUCAGGAAGAUGGAAAAAUCUGGAAGCAAAGAACAGAACAGUUAAUCUCCCAGGUAAAGGCACUGUCUGAAGAAAAGGAGAACAGUCUCACCCAAAUCCAGGAGCUUGAAGCAUUAGUUUUGGAGUUGCAAAAUAGACCAGUAACUAUGCUGUCUCAAGAGAGUGCAGUGCAAGCAGCACCUCAAGAAAGAGGGCACACUGAGGAAGAGACUAAUGCAUUAGGAGAACAAGUGAGAGCAUUGCAGCAAGAGAAAGAUGAUAUUGGUGUCCAGUUGCAGACUCAGAUUAGAGAUAAUGAGCAACUAAGUCGACUAUGCCAAGAACAGGAGGAUCGACUCUUGGAACUGGAGCGAACAGUGCAGCGAUUCAAUGAUGAAAAUGUAGACCGACAGCAGAUCUUGGAAGAUAUGCAGAGUGACAAGGCCACCAUCAGCCGUGCACUUGCACAGAAUCGUGAACUGAAAGAGCAGCUGGCCGAACUUCAGAACGGCUUUGUCAAACUUACUAAUGAAAAUCUGGAGCUUACAAAUGGCCUGCAGUCUGAACAACAUGUGAAGAAGGAGCUUGUCAAAAAAAUGUCAAAGCUUCAAGAGGACCUUCAUGAAGUCAAGGAACAGAUGGAAGUAAAAGUAGCAGAGGCUAAAACACUCCAUGACCAGAGGGAUCAAUAUUUUACUCACUUGCAACAAUACACAACUGCCUAUCAGCAGCUGGCAAUAGAGCGUGAGGAUUUGCAUAAGCAGUAUUUAAUCCAGACACAAUUGAUGGACCGACUGCACCAUGAGGAAGUCCAGGGCAAGGCUCAGCUUGAGAUCAGUCAGCAGGAGCUGCAACAGGCCAAGGAUAAUCUUGCCCGUUUAUCCAUGGAAAAUGAAGAAUUAAAGGAAGAAUUAGGAAAGCGAGAAAAUGUAAACCUCAGCACGUUACCUAGGGAUCAGGGUGAUGGUGUGGAAAGCAGUACUGUCUCUGAGGGGAAACAGAACAGUCAAAUUAUAAUACCAGAGGAUUUUGAGAGCAGAGAAGAAAUGGUGGCCUUUCUGACAUCCACUUUAUCUCAGCUGCAGCGUGAGAGAGACGAAAUUGCCCUUCAGCUAAAGGAGCAAAAACGGCAACACCAGGCAGCCAUUCAGCAAGCAGUACAUUUAAGGAGUGAGCAGCAGUUGCAUACCAUGGCUGUUACAGAUGCAAGUGGUUCUACGGUUCCUAUAGAAAUACAUGAAGCCCUCAGAACAUCAAUGGAAAAGCUACAGGCACGAUUCAUAGAGAUGAUGCAGGCUAAUGUGGAACUUAAGGAGAGGGUGGAGGAGUUGGAGCAUCGAUGUAUCCAGCUGUCGGGAGAAACUGAUACCAUAGGAGAGUACAUUGCCCUGUAUCAGAACCAGAGGGCCAUUAUGAAACAGAGACAUUUUGAGAAAGAGGAGUACAUCAGCAGACUAGCCAAAGAGAAGGAGGAGAUGAAGGUAAAGCUGUCAGAACUGCAGAAUCUAGUGAUGCAGGUGGUGACAGAAAGAAACGAAUGGUACAACAAAUUCCUCCAAUCACAGCAGAACCCUGACCUCAUUGCUGGCAAUGUAGAGUCAAGCAUUUCCGCAGAAAGAAGAAUUGAACUGAAUGCAACUGACGGUGGAGAAAUGGCAGACAUAAGUUUAAUGGACGAGAAUGAAGUGCCGCCUCAGUCAGAUGAAGAGAGAAAGCCCCAUCACCAAGAGGAUGCCACAACGCAGCAGAUCAUGCAACUGCUACAAGAGAUCCAGAAUCCUCAGGCCGGGCCGAGCUCUUUCCUUGGGGAGAACCCCUGUGUCCCCUUCUUCUACAGACUUGAUGAAAAAGAUGAAAUCAAAAUAAUGGUGAUCUGAGUCGCUUGGUGCUUUGACUUCUGUUUCAGUGUUGGAUCUCAAAUAACUAUAACCUGAAGCCAGUGAAAUAACAAAAUGAGGCUUACAGUGAAAGAGAAAAAUAAAAAGUCUUGUAUUAAAAAAAUAUAUAUAUAUAUAUAUAGUAGAAUAUACAGGCUCUUUCUGUCAGUGCGGUGUCCAGACUGCACCAUAGCUGGAAUAACUGAGGUCCUAAAAUGUUUGCCAUUGCGAUUUAGACUUGGCUCAAAUGAAUGGCCGCAUGUUAUUUUGUUGCACUUUAAAAAGAAAGCUUUAGUCAGCUUCUGGGUUUCAUUCGGCGCUGUCCGCUCAAACUCUUUUGAUGCACAGAUAGCCAGUGUUGACAACACCGGCUGCUGCCUACCUGUUACGUAAGGAUGCAUGACUGGUGAAAAUUGAUAACUUGGGGAAUGGUGGGAUCUCUGAUGGUUGCUAUUUAAUUUUAAAUAUAAUUGUGUUUUAUUUCAGUAAUUGGUUAUGGGAGCCAUAAUAAUGAUGGUAGUGGUAUUCCAGUGUGUUAAAAAUAAUUAUAUUUGAGCAGUGGCCACCAAUGCAUCAUUUGGGAGGUUCAUGUGAAGGCUGCCAUCCUGCAGAUCUUGAGCUCCUUAAUAAAAAAAAAAAGUCAAUUAUUUUGCUAUUGACCAACAAAAACGCACUUUGUACCGAUGAAGAGAUCUGUCUGAUUACCCAUGUGUUCUAUUGGUUGGGAAGUUAAAGAAAGGAAAGUGAGAAAGAAGAAAAAUAGGGGGAUUGUCUUGAGAUAGGAAAUUACUCUUUUCUGAGAGAUAUUGAGUAAUGAAUUAGAGCGUUAUGAUUCUGAUUUUGUGUGGCUGAGAGGAAAGCAGAUUAAGAAGUAACUAAGAUAUGAAGAAGUGGUUGAGCUUCUUAACAACAUCCCCUCCCCACCCCAUUAUGUCUGUUAAGCGGCAUAUCACGUUAUUGCAAAGCAUUGAACUUUUGUAAUGAAGGUGAAAAUACAGAAAGUCCGAAGAUCCCAUUUGUCUUUUGAUGUUUUGCACUCUCUCUGUGACACAGUGCUUUAUGGUCGUAAUAACCAACAUUACUGGCAAGAAAAGUAUUGAAAAUUUGGGUUGGGGUCUACUUGGCAGUAUAUACAGCUAUCACCAGAACGACAAUAUUUCAGGCAAUUUUAGUAAGAGAACUAAUGUAUAUGAACAGCUGCCUAAAGUCUAUAUUAAUUAUUUCUUUUAAUAGUCACCAGUUUUAUUUACUUAAACAUUCUGAAAAUAAAUGUAAAAGGUGAUAUACUGUGCAAAGAAAUAGAAUUUUAGGCCUAACAAACACUAAGCUCCUGUCUUCAUGGUCUGUAAAUGUGAAGAGGAAAUUCAGUCACAGAAGAACUAAACUAUACUUGAAUAAGAUUGGAAGGCAAUGGAUUAUUAUUUUUAAAGAUUACUGUGGUUUGCUUUUUUAUGGUUGUCUUCACAUGUUGGUUCAAGUAAUUUUUUACUUCAAUGUCUUGGAACACACUAUCAUUGAUGAAGCUUCAUGAGAGUAUUGAUGUUUCUGUGUACAACAGUACUUUUUUUUUGAUGAGUUUGAGGCAAUUUUAAUGGAUCACCAAAAAGGAUGGAUGUUAAUGAUAUGUGUACUUACUUUUGAUGUCACCUCGAGAAAUAGAGAAGAUGAAAUGCAUGGCCAAUAUCUCUGCUUAAUGUGGAUUGAAGUAAUUAGGUUGGAAUAGUAUGAAAUGAAAGGUGGCAUAUUUGUAAAAACUACACAAUGCCGCUUUAUUAUUAUGGUGAUUUUUGUCAUUCUGGGUUGCUGUGUGAAGGUGAAUUUAUACACUUGCAGAUGUUCACACUCAAAAACAUUUUUUUUUGUUUCACUAUUUAAACAUUUAAUUUGUAAUCGUUUGUGCAAUUUAAAUUCCUUAUUUCACCGCAGUUAUAUUUUGUAUCAUUUCUUUUGUCCUUAAGCCACACUAAGAAUUUCUUCUGAAACCUUGACAACAAAUGGCCAUUUUGUUUUUGCUUAAAAAUUUCUGACUACUCUCCCUGUCCGCCAGUAGGGCUGCUGUGCUCCUCCCUUACAGAGCCUGCUUGAACCCUUGAAGGAACCUUGGGUCUCCUGAUGCAACUUGCAUUAUUGCAACACUUGUAAUGUAUUUGGUCUCUGCCUUAGCUCUUUUGGAAGUGUAUUUCAGGGGAGAGAAGGCUUUCUCUUUUGUAACAGAAAGUUGUAAAUACUGUAACAUAUUGUAUAUUCAUGACGUAGCAAAACAAAUUGAAGCGGUUUGCAGCCUUUUCUGCUGCUCUGGCAUUAUUUACUUGUAAAUCUAAAAAAAAAGGGAUUGUUGGGGUUAACUGUGAUUUACUUUUCAGAGUAAUUAAAAUAUUUAUUUGGAAUACUUAAAAAGAGUGUUUUAAAAUGAAAACAAGCCCUCCAUAUCAUAGAGGAAAAUGAUGUCUGCAAUACAUUUCUGAUGUGAUUAAUCCUGUUAAUUGCCUUCUCUUUUUUUCCAAAAUAAAGCAAAUCAAAAAAA